This is a messenger RNA of Adineta ricciae, 387 nucleotides long. The record is from the annotation of a GenBank genome assembly. NCBI's taxonomy places the organism in Eukaryota, Metazoa, Rotifera, Eurotatoria, Adinetida, Adinetidae.
AUGAGAUUAUACAUAUACUUAUUAGUCUUGUUUCAAAUUGAAAUUGGACUCGCGAUCCGAUGUUACUCAUGUGUGGGGAAGACCGGCAGCAAGAAAUAUGCUGAUGAUCCAUGUUUGAACCCGGCGAAGAAUCUUGGCGAUGGAAAUGUAAAAGAAAUUGAGUGUUUGAAUACGAAACUAUGUUGGAAAGCGAUAACAGCUGGCCAGUUGAAACGUGGUUGUGGAGAAAAACGAUGUGCUUUCAUUCCGGAUAUCAAUAUGGGUUCGGUGAUUAGUCAAACAUGUUGUUCGAAUGAUCUAUGUAAUCGAACAUCAGUUAUUUCGGCGUCCCAAUGGGUUGUUUCGUCUUUGUUCAUUGCAUGUUUUACUCUUCGAUUAACUUUUUAA